Lymnaea stagnalis (great pond snail) is the source of this 978-nucleotide messenger RNA. NCBI's taxonomy places the organism in Eukaryota, Metazoa, Mollusca, Gastropoda, Lymnaeidae. The record is from the annotation of a GenBank genome assembly.
CAAGACAGUGUCAACAUCCCGCUUCUGGGCCUCGCCGUGUCCGAUCUCUGUUGUGACGUCACGAUGUCUUGGUGCGUCAUAUGUCAAGGCAUCACCAGAUUCGGCCCGGUCACCUUCCCCGUGGAGCCUUUCGGCCUCAUGAUCAUGACAGCAAGCUACCCCAGGGUUAUCUUCUCGCGUAUCACCAGCUGGCUGACAGCUCUCAUCUCUCUCGAACGGUGCGCAUGUGUCGCCUUCCCUUUAAAGGUUAAGUCCAUUUUCACUCCGAGAAACACCGGGGUUAUGACCUUUACAAUUUUCGCCGUCCUAUUGGCCAGCAACAUGCUCAUUUAUUAUCCCAGAGAGUUUCAAAUGAAAUCUAAUCCUAAUCUCAACUUGACUCGUUUAACGAUGGUGAUACUAACGGACCGGUUGAACAGCGCCGCCGCCAUCAACGCAAUUCUCUUUAUUUCUCUACCUUUUAUCAAUGUAAUCCUCAUCAUCGGCUGCGCGGUGGUAUUGAUAAUAAAACUCGAGCGCUCACAAAAAUGGCGACAACACGCUCAGUCUGGCGAUCAACCAAUCAAACGAUCGCCCCAAAAGUUAAUCAGAUUGAGACCGAAGACAACACCGGAACAUCGGAAUGGCAAGAAACUUAAAAAAUCAAUUCAUUCCGCAAAAGAGCUCAAGUUGACGAAGAUGAUAACGUCGCUGACGAUGAUUUUCCUCGUCUGUAACAUGCCGAGCAACGGUUUACUGGCGGCGUCCAUUUUUGUGCCCGGUUUCACGUCCACGGGGAAGUUCGCCGAACUGUUUCAGAUGCUGCACAGCGUGGCCUUCUUCCUGGAGACUGUCAACUCAAGUGUCAACCUACUGGUAUAUUACGCCAUGAGCUCUAAAUUUAAAGCUGAGUUCAUGAAGCUCUUGACCGGUCCAUGGAGAAAUUUCAAAAUGGUGGAGACAAGUAACUACCCCAUUCCCUCCAAAAUAAAGCCUUAA